AUGGUCUGUCUACUCUCCUAUCUUCCACCCCCUCUCCAGGAGGUGGUGGAACCCUACGUCCCCCUCUAUGAACAACACGCGCCAUUGAUCGGAGUUGCGCUGGCCUCCCUAAUCGCCAUCUACGUCGGAUAUCUUUACGUCCAAUGCCAGAAAGAAGCUGCCGUUGCAUUCAAUGUCCCGAUCCCACCAGAAGUGCGCAAAAGCAAUACGGGCAAAAAAUGGGAGGAGGUCAAAGGCAUUCAGAAGCAGGUGUUGGAAGACCAAGUUAGAGGGAAAUGGAGCAACGAUUUGAUCAUGAGCUACUGUCCCGCCGAUGGCCGAGUGCUAGGAGACGGAAUUCGCCCCGCGACCGUCGACGAUGUGAAUGUAGCCGUGGGAGCCGCCAAAGCCGCACAACGCGAAUGGGCCAAGACGACAUUCGCAGAGCGCAGAAAGGUGCUCCGGACCUUACUGAAAUACGUUCUCGAGCACCAAGAUGAUCUUGUAACCGCAUGCUGUCUUGAUUCGGGGAAAACAAAGGUGGAUGCUUGCUUCGGUGAGAUCCUAGUGACAGCCGAGAAGCUCAAGUGGACAAUUGACCAUGGCGAGAAGGCACUCUUGCCCUCGCGCCGCCCGACAAACUUCCUAAUGAUGUACAAGAAGAAUGUGGUCACCUAUGAGCCUUUGGGCGUGGUAUCAGCAUGUGUAUCCUGGAACUAUCCUUUCCACAACUUCAUCGGGCCGGUCAUCAGCGCGCUCUUUACUGGUAACGCCAUUGUUGUCAAACCCUCUGAACAAACUGCCUGGUCUUCCGCUUUCUUCUUGGAAGUUGCACGCGGCGCUCUCUCAAGCUGUGGAUACUCUCGCGACUUAGUUCACACUGUUGUCUGCCUGCCCGCCGUUGCAGACACACUCACCUCCCACCCGGACAUCGCCCACUUGACUUUCAUCGGUUCCCGACCCGUCGCAUUCAAGGUCUGCGAGUCAGCAGCCAAGGCCCUGAUCCCCGUCUGUGUAGAACUGGGUGGUAAGGAUCCAGCUGUGGUUCUCGAUGACUCCCGGAACAUUCGUAACCUCCCCAGCGUGGCCUCUAUUCUCAUGCGCGGUGUCUUCCAGUCCGCAGGCCAGAACUGCGUUGGUGCCGAACGUAUUAUCGCCCUUCCAGGCUCAUACAACAAGUUGAUUGACCUUGUCACACCCCGCAUUCAAGGAAUGCGCGUGGGCUCCGUCCUCCUCGAUAACCCAUCCACAGAUUCCUCCGCCACAACACCCGAUAUGGGCGCCAUGAUUUCCCCCGCCUGUUUCAACAAGGUUGAAUCUCUGAUCAAUGAUGCAGUGAAGCAAGGCGCCCGCCUCUUGGCUGGUGGUACCCGAUACGAGCACCCAGAUCACCCAGAAGGCCACUACUUCACACCUACCCUACUAGUCGACGUAACCCGAGACAUGGCCAUUGCGCAAGAAGAGCUAUUCGCGCCUAUCUUCCUCGUCAUGCGCGCCGAAAAUGUCGCCGAUGCUGUUUCCAUUGCCAACUCCACCCCCUACGCUCUCGGUGCCAGUGUCUUCGGCUUCGACUCUACUGAUGUCCAAACUUGUGUUUCCAGCAUUGACGCCGGUAUGGUCUCUGUGAAUGACUUUGGCGCAUACUAUGCUGUCCAACUACCCUUCGGUGGUGUUAAGGGAUCAGGCUAUGGUCGAUUCGCCGGCGAGGAAGGUCUCCGUGGCCUUUGCAAUUUGAAGGCUGUUUGUGUGGAUAGAUUUCCCACUCUGGUGGGAACUGCUAUUCCACCGAGAGUGGAUUAUCCCAUCCAGAAACGCAAGGGUAGUGCAGGUGCUAAGGAUGGCCCUGCCGCUUGGGAGAUGUGCAAAGGUGUCGUUGAGACAGGAUACCAGCUAACGAUUGGUGGCCGAGUCGCUGGCAUUGUGAGGCUACUGAGUAACAUGUGA
Penicillium angulare is the source of this 1923-nucleotide messenger RNA. Its product is annotated as aldehyde dehydrogenase family protein. NCBI's taxonomy places the organism in Eukaryota, Fungi, Ascomycota, Eurotiomycetes, Eurotiales, Aspergillaceae. The record is from RefSeq and is a predicted model, not a curated record. Gene Ontology annotation, molecular function: aldehyde dehydrogenase (NAD+) activity. The coding region runs from base 1 to 1923 and encodes 640 amino acids. The transcript has 2 exons.